ACAGCUCAGCUCUAGGUUGCGGACAGAGAAAGGCACAGGAAGAUCUUGUUAUAUAGUAAUGCUAUUUCUGACAUAUAGGCAAACUCUAUUUACGCACGAACUCUGAGCUCCUCUUCCCGCGCGCGAUGAACGCGUCGCGCUCGCUCAGCAUGGGGAUCCCCACUCAAAUGGCCAACAGCACCGCGGUCAGUGACUCUCUCGCCCCGUGGAAUUACAGCGCAGUGAGCGCGCACAAACUGAUGGAGCUGCCGGCACGAGCCACUACGGUGGCGAUGGUGCAGGAUGUUCGACAUCCUUUCCCGACUGUAGAUGUUCCAGAUCAUGCUCACUACACCAUCGGCUCUGUCAUUCUGGCGGUGGGCAUCACCGGCAUGGUGGGAAAUCUUUUGGUCAUGUAUGCCUUUUGCAAGAGCAGGAGUUUGAGAACACCCGCCAACAUGUUCAUCAUUAAUCUUGCUGUCACUGAUUUCCUGAUGUGUGUCACUCAGACACCAAUCUUCUUCACCACCAGUUUGCACAAGCGAUGGAUCUUUGGAGAAAAAGGCUGUGAGUUAUAUGCAUUCUGCGGUGCUCUGUUUGGAAUUUGCUCAAUGAUCACACUCAUGAUUAUUGCAGUAGAUCGAUACUUUGUGAUCACUCGUCCUUUGGCCUCUAUUGGCGUUAUGUCACGCAAACGAGCCUUGCUGAUCCUCUGCGCUGCCUGGGCUUACUCUAUGGGCUGGAGCCUGCCCCCCUUUUUUGGAUGGAGUGCAUAUGUUCCUGAAGGUCUGCUGACAUCCUGUUCGUGGGACUACAUGACCUUCAGUCCUUCUGUUCGAGCCUACACAAUGCUGCUCUUCACUUUUGUAUUCUUCAUUCCCCUCUUCGUCAUCAUUUAUUGCUACUUCUUUAUCUUCAAGGCCAUCCGUGAAACCGACAGAGCUGUGGGGAAAAUCAAUGGAGAAGGAGGACCCAGAGAUUCUAUCAAGAAGAUCCACAGGAUGAAAAACGAGUGGAAGAUGGCAAAGAUAGCGCUUAUAGUGAUCCUGCUGUAUGUCAUCUCCUGGUCUCCAUACUCCUGUGUGGCUCUCACUGCUUUUGCUGGAUACGCAGACAUGCUGACACCCUACAUGAACUCUGUGCCCGCUGUGAUUGCCAAAGCAUCUGCCAUCCACAACCCCAUCAUCUAUGCUAUCACUCAUCCCAAAUACAGGUCUGCCAUUGCAAAGUACAUCCCAUGUCUUGGAGUGCUGCUGUGUGUUCCUCGUAGAGACCGCUUCAGCAGCAGUAGCUUUAUGUCCACACGACGCUCCACUUUGACCAGCCAGUCCUCUGAGACCAGCAACAACUUGCAUCGAGCCGGAAAGGCACGCUUGUCCUCUGUAUCUGACAGCGAAUCAGGUUGGACGGACACAGAAGCAGAUCUCUCCACUGCAAGUUCCCGGCCUGCUAGUCGCCAGGUCUCAUCAGACAUCCGCAAAGAUAUGUGCGAUAUCAAGCACAGCAGCUCUCUGAGGCUAAAGGUCAAGAGCAGAGACUCUGGCAUCUUCGACAGGACCUCAGCCCAGAGUCUAGCCGACCCGAGCACCAACCGGCCCUGUGCAUACAUCAGCACGGUUGGUGACAAAGAUGAAAUCUCCAUGGCCGAGGUCAGCCUAUCCAGUUGUCCCUCAUCCUCUGCGAAUGACAUCUCAGAGAAAGCAGAUGAGAAAAGGCCGUUGGUUCGGAUCCCAUCCAUCAUUGUGACUUCAGAAACCAGUCCUGCUGUCUUGUCAGCGGGACACUCUUCCAGGCUCAUACCUGGAGCUCCAGCAGCCACAGACUCUGUCACCGCGACUGACUGAACACUGAUGCUUGGUCAUCUGACUGUCUCUUCCUCAUUUCUGUCUUCUUUACCCAGGGCUCAAAAAACCAACCUGCAUGCAGUUACAACUGACAUCUGAAUUAUUGUUACCUUUGCCUGUUUUCAGAUGAUAACCGGGCAACCAUAAGGUAAACAGGGUCAGUAUUUUGACAUGAAAGUGGGGUCAGGACACCCAUUCAGGGUUUUUCCGGUGGUAUGGAGAUGAUCCUCUCCUCUCAGGGAAGAAAAGCAGCAGUUGGUGUCUGAGUUGUGGAUUUUGGCACCGGCUCUGAAUAUGUGUUCAGAUUCCCUUUUCAAUGAGCUGCUUUGUCCAAUAAUGCCUGUGCUGUAUAGGUCAUAGCAAAAAAAAACAUUGCCUGCGUCUGCACAAGAUCAGAAACAACAGGUUAUUUAAGAACUGAAAAUUUAACACUUAAG
Molecule: messenger RNA, 2260 nt
Organism: Danio aesculapii
Lineage: Eukaryota; Metazoa; Chordata; Actinopteri; Cypriniformes; Danionidae
Gene: opn4b
Product: opsin 4b
Exons: 11
Coding region: 126-1823 (565 amino acids)
Biological process (GO): G protein-coupled receptor signaling pathway; visual perception
Cellular component (GO): membrane
Molecular function (GO): G protein-coupled receptor activity
Source: RefSeq, a predicted model, not a curated record